AUGCCAAUCACAGGGGUGUACUUCAUCCCCUCCAACCCUAAUGCCUCAACAGCCCUCCCCCAAAUAACAGAGCGUCUACGGACAGCCUUCCCAGACGAAGAAUUAACCCCAAUCGGGCGCUGGGGCUUAGAACAAAAGCUGCUACGUGAUACACCGGGUCUCAUCCCCCCUCAGAAUACCAAGCCGCCUAUCCCACGGUACAUGCAAUUUCUUUCAUUGACGCAUUACCCCACUCAUGGCUUUGUCUACACUUCCGAGCCAGAGAAGGAACCUCCAACAGGCCAGCCUUUACCAAUGGUGAUGACGGUCAUUCCGCCCCCGGCAUAUGCCACGCUCUUCCAGCAUUUCACGUACGCGUGCCAGCCAUUCUGGACUCACCGGUUGACCCUGGCUGUUCCCAACGGGGUGGUUUACGAUGUGGGUGACUUCCGGGUGCGUCUGGGAGAUGUUCGGCAGACAUUCCCUACUGCGCGGGUGCGUGGUACCGUGGUUGAAAUUGAGUGGAGGGGGCCCUCGGUUGUGGAGGGUGGCUUUGCAGGGAUCCAGGAGGAAGAUGUUGAUGCCGAGUAUGCCGCGACGGCGGAGUUGAUCAGGGAACUUUGGGGGAGGUUGGGGAUCCAGGGCCGAGAGGCAAUCCUUGUCCCUGGCGUUGGGAAAGAGGUCAAGGAUAGGCUGAAGGGGAAUGGUGAGGAUUCCGCUGGGACGGACGUUGCCAGACAGUUUAUGGAGGUUCUGAGGUUUAAUCGGUAA
Messenger RNA from Penicillium olsonii, 750 nucleotides. The record is from the annotation of a GenBank genome assembly. Lineage: Eukaryota; Fungi; Ascomycota; Eurotiomycetes; Eurotiales; Aspergillaceae.